UGCUGAGUGUGAUAUAGGGGUUUUUGACCGAGCUCCAAGCCUCUCGCGAAAGCUAUGGUCCAAUGCUUGCAGGUUAUGGGUCGAGUAGGCCCCAAGUGAUGAACGAAGAACAUAGAGAGUGUCGGCACAGGGAAGGAGGUUGUGAUUCCAGUCUCCUGCGCACAAGCAGCAGCAGCAGCAGCAGCAGCAGCAGAAGCAGCGGAGGCAGCAGCAGCAGCAGCAGCAGCAGCAGCAGCGGUUACCUUGAGUCAGGCCAGUUUCUGCCAGUUCAUUUUGUGCAGGCUGCAGUAGUGAACACCUGCGCUUGCCGGUUGGCAGCAGAUCUAACAGAAGCAAAGGAAAAGGAGGCUAGGAGGAGGAGGAGGAGGAGGAGGAGGAGGGCGAAGCCGACAAAAACGGCGACCAUAGCGUCAGCUUCGAUCGGAAGGAGGGCCCAGGAGCUGCAGCAGCAGCAGCAGCUGGAGCAGCAGCGGCGAGUGUACGAGGAGGACACAGACGACGAGGAGACAGAGGACGAGGAGGAGACAGAGGACGAGGAGAUCGAGGAGCAGGAGGAGAAGGGGGAGGAGGAGGGGGGGGGGGAGGAGGAGGGGGGGGGGGAGGAGGAGGAGGAGGAGAAAGUGGUGCAGGAAGAAGUGGAAGGACGGGAGGAAGAAGGGUGGCCUGGGCCGCCGUCGUACCGAGCCCUGCAGCCGCAGCAGAGGAAGGUGUCGGCUAUGGCUGAUAGCAUGGUGAUGGGAGGAGGGGGUGUAAUGGUUGGGUGUGGAGCAACAGCAGCCGUUGGCGGGAUGAUGACCGUAGUAGGUAGCUCGACUCCAGGACCCCAAGGGCACCCGGCCACCUUCGCCCCCAGCACGCCUCGAAUGACCUCUUCUUCUUUCCAUCAUCAAGUACAUUAUUUGGAAUGUCAACGAAAUUUGGCGGCUUCUGUGGGCGGCUCUUCCGUGGAUGGGUGCGGAGAGUUCAUGCCCGCGGGGGAAAGCGGCGCGGGCGCGCUGCGCUGCGCGGCCUGCGAUUGCCACCGAAGUUUCCACAGAAGAGUCGUCGAGCGCGACGACGGGUUAACUGCAUCGAUGGCCAGCAUAGACCGGGCUGCGCGAGAAUUGCUAUGUAUGGCGAAUACAUCGUACACUCUGCUGCAGGGGGAUGGGGGGAAAUCGGUGGGCGGAGCGCCGAGCGCGAGCCCUCUGGCGCUUGGAGGGGGGGGGAGUGCGAAGCAGCAAGGGGGAGGGGGAGGGGGAGGGGGUGGGGAUGGAGGGUCGGGAUGUGUGAGUGUGCUGACGACGACGACUACGACCACCGCGACCACCACACCCCCAACGCCGUCGCCGUCGUGCUCGUCUCCGCCCUGCGGGGGGGAUUUUCAGGCAGCGGGGGACCUCACGACGCUAGCGCGGCUUUCGCUGCAGGCGCUCGAGCAUAGCGCGAAGAUCAUAACGGCAACGGCGGAAAGUCUGUCUCUUUUUCAGCGGCAGAAUCUGAACAGACAUGUGGCAAUAGCUGGGACACAGCCAGGGUCGUCGUCGCCUUUAUUCCUGUUGUAUGACGGAACGGCCGGGGGGAGGAUCGAACACGCCGUCGCGGGAUUGGCAAUUAUGGUGGUAGUGAUGAACUUCAAGAUCUCCGUCGGCAGAGGUGAACAAGUCAACGAGGGAGCUCUGGUUCAGUUGCUCAUCAACUUUCUCAACUUUCUCAACUUUCUCAAUUUUCUCAACUUUCUCAACUUUCUCAACUUUCUCAACUUUCUCAACUUUCUCAUUGGUUCCAAUUCCAGGUUCAGUCCCUCUCUCAAAUUCUUAUUUGCCUACAUCACCUUUUUUCGAAAGCUGGGACGACGUUCUUGAUGUUGUGUACAUAUUGGUUCAGCCUUGUGCAGUGCACUUAAAUUUGAUUCUUAGUGUUCGCUUCCCCAAUGAAUCCCCAUCCGUCCU
This is a messenger RNA of Chara braunii, 1931 nucleotides long. Lineage: Eukaryota; Viridiplantae; Streptophyta; Charophyceae; Charales; Characeae. The record is from the annotation of a GenBank genome assembly.